AUGUCAACUUCCACACCGUCGGAUAAACCCGGAUCUAUCGCCGGCGACUUUCCUCCCGAUCCUCUUCUCGCCUCCGGAUCCUUCAUCUCCUCGGAUACAACCGCCGGUGACAGUAGUGCGAACCGUCGACCGAUUCAGGGAGUAACCAGAGUAAUUGGUUCAGGACAGAACGUACGAAUCGGGAUGCCGAAAGGUACGGAUCAGGUUCAUCAAUCGCCGGGUAACUCUGCUCAACGAGCGGAAUCGAAGUCGAGGAAGCGUGCGGCACCAGGGGACAAUUGGUUGCCUCCUGGUUGGAAAGUUGAAGAUAAGAUUCGAACCUCCGGUGCUACUGCUGGUUCGGUGGAUAAGUACUAUUACGAACCAGUUACAGGCCAGAGGUUUCGAUCCAGGAACGAGGUAUUGUACUACCUGGAACAUGGAACCUCUAAAAAAGGUGCCAGGAAAGCAGCGAACACCGAUUUCCGUUCAGACCAGUUUGAAGGCCAAGGAAGCAAGAAAUCCGUCAGGAAAGCGAAAGAGCCACCACCACCACCGCCAUUAAACUUUGAUUUUGAGAGUCCACCGGAGAAGGUAAGCUGGGCGAUGACAAAAGCAGGAGAAGAAGCUUGGACACCUUUUAUUGGGGACGACAAGGUUCAAGAUUCAGUGAGACGAGAUUGGGUCACUGCGUUUACCGUCAUCACGACACAAAACGCAAGUAAACUGUCGUUUUGA
Molecule: messenger RNA, 717 nt
Organism: Arabis nemorensis
Lineage: Eukaryota; Viridiplantae; Streptophyta; Magnoliopsida; Brassicales; Brassicaceae
Source: the annotation of a GenBank genome assembly